AUGACGACGGCUACUUAUAAAGUUGCUGUUCUUACUUCAUCACAGAACCACAAUGCCAAGCCCACGUUUGAGAUCAAGCAACUCUCAAGGCCUGUCCCCGGUCCAAAUGAAGUCCUCAUCCGCCUUUCGCUCACCAGUCUAUGCGGCUCUGAUCUAGGCAUGGCUCUGGGUCAUAUGGGACCCGUGGGGAAGAUCCUCGGUCAUGAGGGCGUUGGCAAGGUCGCAGAGCUUGGCUCCAAUAUUGCUAACUUGGAUCCCAGCGUUCAAAUUGGCCAGAGAGUCGGAAUAGCGUGGAUCAGAGAUAUUUGUGGAACCUGCAACAUGUGCGCUGAUAUUGCUAACGAGGGCGAGACGCGAUGCGUUGAGGCUUUGCACUCUGCCAAAGCAUAUGACGGCACUUUUGCUGAAUAUACUCUUGUGCCGCUGCGUUACCUGGCGCGUAUCCCAUCAACCUUUGAUGAUAUUCCCGACGAAGAGAUCGCGCCUAUUCUUUGCGGAGGUGUCACAGCUUACAAGGCUAUCAAGAACUGCAACCUCACGCCAGGCCAAUGGGUUGUCAUCUCCGGCGCAGGUGGCGGUGUAGGAGCUCUAGGUGUUGCGUAUGCUCACGCAAUGGGCUAUCGAGUCAUUGCUGUUGACGCAGGUCCUGGGAAAGAAGAAUACUGCAAGGCUCAGGGCGCUGAACAUUAUGUUGAUGCUUUGUCUGGUGUAGAUCCAGGAAAGCAAGUCAAGGAUCUGACGGAUGGUCAAGGAGCUAAGGCCGUCGUCGUCACCGCCACUGCUGCUGCUGCGUAUCAGAAGGCGUUCGACAUGCUGGGACCUUUCGGCACAUUGAUGUGCGUGUCGAUUCUACCAGAAGAGGCCAAGAUUUCCUUCCACCCACUCUGGUUCAUUGAUAAUGGCUGGACUGUGAAAGGCUCGGCAGUGGGGACUAGGGCUGAUAUCCUUGAGGCUUUGCAAUUUGUCAAGCGAAGACUUGUUAUCCCCAAGAUCAAGUGGGCCAACCUCGAAGAUAUUGAGGAUCUGAUGGAGCAGAUGUCUAAAGGACAGUUGGAGGGAAAGUAUGUUAUGAAGCUGUAG
This is a messenger RNA of Fusarium fujikuroi IMI 58289, 1080 nucleotides long. RefSeq names its product alcohol dehydrogenase 1 family protein. Bases 1 to 1080 code for a protein of 359 amino acids. Lineage: Eukaryota; Fungi; Ascomycota; Sordariomycetes; Hypocreales; Nectriaceae. The record is from RefSeq and is a predicted model, not a curated record. Gene Ontology annotation, molecular function: zinc ion binding; oxidoreductase activity. The transcript has 3 exons.